Messenger RNA from Symbiodinium natans, 414 nucleotides. The record is from the annotation of a GenBank genome assembly. NCBI's taxonomy places the organism in Eukaryota, Dinophyceae, Suessiales, Symbiodiniaceae.
AUGUCCGGAGUGGCGGUCAAUGAUGAGUGUGUCGAUCUGUACAACCAGAUCAAGAUGAAGAAGGACUUGCGCUACGUCAUCUUCAAGAUUGAGAACCACAAGGAAAUCAAAGUAGAGUGCAGCGGCCCGGCUGGCGAGACCUACAAGGACUUUGUGGCCAAGCUGCCGGACGACCAACCAAGGUACGCGCUGGUGGAUUACGACUACACCUCCGAUGAUGGGCGACCGCAGUCCAAGCUUUGCUUCUUCUUUUGGUCACCGGACGACAAGACCACGGUCAAGGACCGCAUGGUCUACGCCAGCUCCAAGGACGCCCUCAAGAAGAAGUUCCCGGGCAUCAUGAAGGAAGUUCAAGCCAACGACAGUGGCGACCUAGACGCGAAGGAGGUCAAUGACCUCAUGUUGAAGAAGUAG